Messenger RNA from Mesocricetus auratus (golden hamster), 723 nucleotides. It is a transcript of the gene Mtnr1b, whose product is annotated as melatonin receptor 1B. NCBI's taxonomy places the organism in Eukaryota, Metazoa, Chordata, Mammalia, Rodentia, Cricetidae. The record is from RefSeq and is a predicted model, not a curated record. Gene Ontology annotation, cellular component: membrane. Gene Ontology annotation, molecular function: melatonin receptor activity. Gene Ontology annotation, biological process: G protein-coupled receptor signaling pathway.
AUGGCGGAGCUGAUCACACUGCCAAGGGCUCUGACAGAGGUGAAGGCUCAGAAAGCCCAGGAACCUGCAGGCAAAGCAGGAACCUACCACCGUGUCUGCCGUCACGGGCACGCCCCCUUCUACAUCAGCCUCGUCUGGCUACUCGCUCUGGUGGCUUUGGUGCCCAAUUUCUUUGUGGGGUCCCUCGAGUAUGAGCCAAGCAUCUACUCCUGCACCUUCAUCCGGACAGCCAGCACCCAGUACACUGCGGCUAUGAUGGCCAUUUAGUUCCUCCUUCCAAUCGCUGUGGUAUCUUCCUUCUGCUACCUGCGAAUCUGGGUCCUGGUGCUCCGGGCCCGAAGGAAGGUCAAGGCUGAGAGUAAGCUGCGCUUGAGGCCCGGUGACUUGCGCAGUUUCCUAACCAUGUUUGCAGUGUUUGUGGUUUUUGCCGGAUGCUGGGCCCUCGACUGCAUCGGCCUUGCAGUGGCCAUCAACCCAGAGGCGAUGGCUCUCCAGGUCCCAGAGGGGCUUUUCGUCACCUGCUACUCUAGCUGCCUUAACACCGUUGUCUAUGGGCUCCUGAACCCGAACUUCCGCAGGGAGUACAAGAGGAUCCUCUCAGCCCUCGGGAACACGGGGUGCUGCUUCCGUGAAUCUUCCAAAUGCUGCCUUGCUGAGGAGCUGCGGAGCCCAGUGCCACCCGCUGCCGGGGCUCCUGUGCCUGUCCAGGAGGGUGCUCUCUAG